This is a messenger RNA of Plasmodium vinckei vinckei, 2652 nucleotides long. Its product is annotated as zinc finger protein, putative. Gene Ontology annotation, molecular function: protein binding; zinc ion binding. The record is from RefSeq and is a predicted model, not a curated record. The coding region runs from base 1 to 2652 and encodes 883 amino acids. The transcript is spliced from 3 exons. Lineage: Eukaryota; Apicomplexa; Aconoidasida; Haemosporida; Plasmodiidae.
AUGCUGUUGAGAAUUGAAACCAAAACAUGGACUAGAGAUAGCCAUGAUCUGUUUGAUUAUGAAGCUCAGCAAGUAAAUAAAAAAACAUUUUUAAUUUCAUCGCCAAUAAAAUUAUUUCGUUCAAAAGCACAGGUUUCCUGUGUAGCCGAUAAUCCACAAUGUUUACCUAACACAGCACAAGAUUAUCUUUUAUCAGUGCGCCCCGAAGAAAAUAAAUAUGUAAUAACUCCAGCAGAACAUCCAUUAAAUAGCCAAUACAAUGUGAAAAAAUUGUGGAUUAUUGUGAAAAAUUUACCUAAUAAAAGUUAUUCAUUGCAUGAAAAUGAUAUCAUAAAAUUAGGGCGAUUUCGACUUAAAGUACGUCAAUUUAUAGAAUCAGUUGACACAUUAAAUUCAUUAAAAUUAUAUGAUACCCCAUCUAAAAAAUGUGAAGCAAUCGUAGAUUCAACUAAUAUUCAAUGCAGAAUUUGCCUAAUUGAAGGAAGUCAAGAAAAUGACCCAUUAAUAUGCCCAUGUGAUUGCAAGGGUUCUAUCAAAUAUGCACAUUUAUUAUGUUUAAGAAAAUGGAUAAAUGGACGAUUAAAUUUAAAUGAUCAAUUAUUUUCUGGUUCAAUAUUUAUAAAAGAUAUAUCUUGUGAAUUAUGCAAAACAAAAUACCCUAAAAGUAUAAAACAAAAUGAGGAAUUAAUACAAUUAGUAAAAAUCCCCAAUUUAAAAACACCUUUAAUAGUAUUAGAUAAUAUAAUAGGACAAACAAGUAAAGGUGUACAUUUAAUAAGUUUUGCUGAUAAAACACAUUUAAAAUUAGGUAGAGGUCAUGAAUCAGAUAUUAGAAUACCUGAUGUUUCUAUUUCUAGAUAUCAUGCUACUAUAAAAUAUGAAGAAGGAUCAUUCAAAUUAGAAGACCAUAAUUCUAAAUUUGGGACUUUAGUAGCUUUAAGAAAAGCUAGAGAAAUAUCUACUAAAGAUACCAUGUCAUUACAAGUAGGAAGAAGUGUUGUAAAUUUUAGAAUUGAUCAAGAUGUUCCAUAUAAAAGUGGAUUAAUUGAUGUUAUUGAAAAUAAAGAAGUUAUGGAUACAUCUGAUAUUUCAAAUAAUAAUGAUAAAAAUAAUUCCAUCCCCAAUACACAAAUAAAUAAUAAUACCUCAGGUGAAAAUAAUCCAGUCAUUAACACAACUAAUAAUGUUGAUAGCAGUGCUACAAAUAAUAUGGCCAAUAUUUUUGGACGAAAUAAUUAUGAACAAAAUCAAUUUUGUAAUCUUCCAAAUGAAACAAAUAUUAUGCAAAAUUCAUAUCGAGUUGAUAAUUUAACGCCAUUAUUAAACUAUCAAAAUGAAUACAGAAUAUUUGGUAUUCGAAAUUGCUAUAACUUAAUCGAGCAAAUGAAUAAUCAACAAUUAUCUUCUCAAUUAAAUUAUCCCGAAAUUACAAUGUUAAACAAUUCUGGCAAUAUUCAAACUUGCAAUAACAAUCCGCUUAUUAAUGAACAUAUAAAUAUUCCUAUUACUGGAAGUAUAAAUGAACAAAUAAAUCAUGAGAAUCUUCAAAAUAUUCAUAAUUCCAACAACCAUAUUAUUAAUAAUGAUCAAAAUUCAGAUGAAUCUGAUCAAAAUAACAAUGAUCAACAAAAUGAUGAAGAAAACACCCCAGACGAACCUGACCAUAUAAAUAUUAAUCACAAUGACGAAGACGAUCAUACUAAUAGCGGAGCUAACUGUGGUGGAAAUAACAGUAGCUACACUAACAAUAAUAACAACAAUAAUAACUACAGUAAUAACAACAAUAAUAAUAAUAAUAAUAAUAAUGGAAGUAAUGGAAAUUGUAAAGGGUGCCAAAAUUAUAGCAAUGAUAAUGAUGGCAAUGAUAAUAACAGAAAUUGUAACAGUGUAUAUCAUAAAAGACGAAAUUCAAGCGCAAAUUAUUAUGGUGAUAAUAUAUAUGGGAAAAAUAACAGAGAUAUCAAUGUAAAUAAAAAUGCUAAAAACCAUAUUAGAAAUAAUAUGAUAAAUUAUAAUUUUAGUAGUAGUAGUCACAAUAUAAAAAGUUUAGAAAAUGAAUUUAAUCUUGGUUUUUGUUCUAGAAAUCAUAAUAUUAAUAAUGAAAAUAUGUGUAACACUCAUCUUUUUAGUAGUAAUAAUAACAACAAUUUACACCGUCUUAAUGCACCAUUCGAUCCAACUUUAUGUAAUAUAUUCAACCAUGGAAAUUAUAUAUGUGAAAAUAAUAGAGAUAUGAAUUUUUUGGUAAAUAAAAAAAAUGAACGUUUAUAUUAUAAUUCUAAUAAUACAAACCAACGUUUGUCACGUUCAUAUAACAGUUUUGACAGAAUAAAUUUAUCUCCAAACAGUGAAUAUAUUAAUUAUGAUCAAAUAAAUAUGCAAAAUUAUGAAUUUUUUAACAAUUCAAAAGCUUCAGAUUUAAUAAAUUUUUACAUAAAAAGCGGAAUGAAUAAUACUGGAAAUUACUGUAAUAAUAAUAACAUUGAAAAUAAUGCAACUACCACUUGCAAUCACAAUUACAAUAACUGGUUAGAUAAACGUAUAUAUAAUCCUGUAAAUAAAACAAAUUUUGAAAAUAAUUUUAAUGGAAAUUUCUCACUACAAUCUUUUUAUAAUACAAAUAAAAAUAAUGAAGAAUUAUUUAAAAUGUAA